This is a messenger RNA of Nematolebias whitei (Rio pearlfish), 1405 nucleotides long. RefSeq names its product arginine/serine-rich protein 1 (gene rsrp1). The record is from RefSeq and is a predicted model, not a curated record. The transcript has 5 exons. The coding region runs from base 229 to 1197 and encodes 322 amino acids. Lineage: Eukaryota; Metazoa; Chordata; Actinopteri; Cyprinodontiformes; Rivulidae.
CAUUUUGUGCGACUACGACGGAAGACGAAGCACGUUAGAAGGGUUGACGCUUUCUCUCGAUUUAUUUGACAAGAGAUCAGCUUAUUGGCUUAUAGUUUAGCUGUAUUUCUUAUCGAUCGUCUUAUACGUGUUUGUAGGUGAUAUAUUUUUUAAACAAAUUUUUUUUGUCGACCUUUCCGAAGAGUUUCGGGUUUACGGCCUACUCUGCCUUCGGCAGCAAAUUGAACAAUGGCGGCCCAAGUGGACUCCCACAAUGACAUGGCGCAGGCUCGCCGCACCGAUGGACUCAGUGUGAUCUUCGACCAGAACAGCCCCGACUCGUCUCGCUGCCGUUCCCGUUCUCGGUCAAGCAGCAGUGCCAGCACCAGCUGCUCCACCAGCUCCAACGAUCGGGGACGUAGAAGCAGCAGGGGACGGUGCGGGUCUUCAUCGUCCUCAUCUUCAUCCUCAUCUUCUGGAAGCUCGUCGUCCUCCCGCUCCAGGUCCCGCUCGUACCCCCGCUGUCACAGGCAAUCGUCACGUUGUCGCUGUGAUGACCAUGGCAAACACAGCCGCUAUGAUCGCCGUUCCCCACCUCGUCGCUACAGGGCUCGGUCUCGCUCGUACAGCCACUCGCCCUCUUGGGACAGGUAUUACCGUCAUCGCAGGUACUACAGGUCGCCCUCCAGGUCCCGUUCCCCCAGACGCUGGUAUAGAUACAGGAGACCCGUGAGCCAGUUAAGAUGCACGUUCUCCCGCUCCCCGUCCAGAACCUACAGGGGGCGAUCACGAUCCAGAUCGCCGAUCAAGUCUCUCAGCCUAAGCUUGCAUGACAAAAAGAAGCUCCUUGAAGUUGCCAAGACCAAUGCUAUGCAGAUGUUUGGAGUGGCAAGUCUGGAUCUUCCCGAAAGUGUGAAACCGAUCCUUUCAGAGGACCCAGAAUCUAAAAGGUCUUCACCAGAACCAAUGACGAGGUUGAGGCAAGACUCCCCAAAGACAGAGGACAGUGAGCCAGAGCCAGAUGAAUCCAGCCCAAAGAUGUCUCCAAGAAUGAAAAUAGCUUUCAGUGACAAUAAUUCUGUGGCCAAACCUACUGUUGCGGUACCGUCUUCUGCUAAGGUAACUCCCAGAGUGGACAGCGUUGAAAGCAGGAAACCCUACGGCCACUGGGUCCCAAUCGGUUCAGGCAAAAACUCCAGCCUGCGCAAACGCACUUAAACCAUGCUUCUUCAAUGUGGCAGGGUACAUGGACAUUGUAAAUACUGUAAAUAUUUUGUAUACAUUGUGAUCAUUUCGUGAUCAAUUUUCUUUCAGAUGUAAAAAUUUAGGUGGGAGGAAGUGAAGAGUUCAUUCAGGUGGGAUUAUUUCCUUUCAUUUGUGUUUUUUAUUUAAUUUAUUGAUUCAAUAAAGAUUUGUUCAAGUACAA